AUGGCUCACGUUCACAAGGCUCCGUACCCUGUUAUUGACACCGACCCGAAUUUCACUCGCGUUGUGCGGUACUUCCGCCCAUCAGACUAUGCGCUCGGCGCCGGCCUCACUGCCCUGGGCCCUGGCUUCAUAUACUGGAUGGAGAAGUACCAGCCGUCGGGCAACCCCGGUAAGCCGCUGAUGCGCGCCAUGAAGAUCGCCGCCUCGGAGAACACGCGCGAGAUCCAAAAGUACCGCGUCGAGUACCGCAAGCUGAAGGCACAGGGCAAGCCCAUGUACGGCCCGUCGUCGCUGCCGCUGAACGUGCAGCGCGUGUCGGCUGAGUACUCGACGGGAGCGUUCUUGAACUUUGACGUAAUCCCGUGGUUCAACGUCACCAACCAUGGCUAUCAUGGCCAGAGCGAGGGCGUGAUUCCCGAGGACGAGAAGUAAAUGAAUGUCUUUCCCCCUGUUUUACAAAUAUACGCAACAUCUCUGUUUCCUGGACG
Molecule: messenger RNA, 488 nt
Organism: Linderina pennispora
Lineage: Eukaryota; Fungi; Kickxellomycota; Kickxellomycetes; Kickxellales; Kickxellaceae
Exons: 3
Coding region: 1-432 (143 amino acids)
Source: RefSeq, a predicted model, not a curated record